UUAGGUACAAUAAACCGUGGUGAUAUUGUGAGGUUAUACAGAUUUUUGAAUUUAAGUGUUAAAAAUAUAAUCAACAAAUUUUGUGAAAAUGAGCGAGGACAAGUUUCUUAAACACCAUAAAAUAAUACUAAAUGAUGAAAAUAUAAAUACAACAGAAUUGGGCAAACAACGAAGAAUCAUGGCUCAUACGCAUUUAAAUGCCUGUAAAACAUUAGAUAAUGCAAAUACUUGCCGUUUAUUAAAAGAAAAUUUACAACAAUACUCUAAGUUGUUUAAAAAUAAUUUAGAAACUUUUAAAAGUAAAGUAGCAGAAAAUAUUGCACAAUCACCUUUAAAUAAAGAAGCCGAUUUUAAAAUCGAUUUUAAUCCAGAUGAAAUCCUUAAAUCAAUAAAACCUUUAGGUUGUAAAGGGAGCACAAUUAAAUGCUCAGAAUCUGAAAAUAUAUCUGGGUUUGAGUUCUGUGAAUUUUUUGAUCUGUUUCGAAAACCAGAAAUUGAAAAUAAAAAGUUGCCAGUUACCAAUAUGAAAAAGCCCAUAUCAGAAAAGGCGCCAGUCAGACCUCAAAACAGUUUUAAAACUGCCAGAGAAGAAUUACAUAUACAAAAUUUGAAGAAAAACCCUGGUGGAAAUCAAUAUUCUAGUUCAUUAAACAGUGGUGUGCAAAAGAAAAAGUUAGGCACAAGAAGAAAUAUCAACAGCAAAUUUGUUUCCCCACUGUUGUCAAACAAUGACUGUGAGGAAUCAAAAAGUAGUGAUAAUGAAUGGCCACCAGAUACCAAUGAUAAGUUGAAAAAUAUUGAACCAAAAAUGGUGGAACUCAUCAAAGCAGAGAUUAUGGAUUCUGGGCCUAGCAUUGACUGGGACGACAUCGCAGGACUUCAGGUCGCCAAAAAUUCCAUUAAAGAGGCUAUUGUCUGGCCCAUGUUGAGGCCAGACAUAUUUACAGGUCUCAGGAGUCCUCCAAAGGGUAUACUACUUUAUGGGCCACCUGGUACAGGAAAAACACUCAUAGGUAAAUGCGUGGCUUCACAGAGCAAGUCAACAUUUUUCAGUAUUAGCGCUUCAUCACUGACGUCAAAAUGGAUUGGCGAAGGGGAAAAAAUGGUUCGAGCCCUUUUUAUGGUUGCCAGAGUUCAUCAACCAGCUGUGAUAUUUAUAGAUGAAAUAGACUCGUUACUAAGUCAGAGGAGUGAAACUGAACACGAGAGUUCGAGACGACUUAAAACAGAGUUCCUGGUGCAGUUAGACGGAGCAACGACCGAAAGUGAAGAGAGGAUUUUAGUGAUAGGGGCGACCAAUCGGCCACAGGAACUCGACGAUGCAGCCCGAAGGCGUUUUGUUAAAAGACUUUACAUUCCUCUUCCCGAUUUUGAUGCUCGUCUGCAACUGGUGACCAGACUGAUAGAAAAAGUAAGGCACGAAUUAAACACGAUUGAUUUCAAAACUAUUGCGGAAAUGUCGGAUGGUUAUUCAGGCUCUGAUAUAAGAAAUUUGUGUUCCGAAGCCUCUUUAGGUCCCAUAAGGUCGUUGGAUAUGAGUCUGAUAGAGAAAAUUAAAGCUUCCGAAGUUCGACCGUUGAUUAUGGAGGAUUUUGAAAACGCUUUCUCGAGGGUUAGAUCAAGUGUUUCCCCCAAUGAUUUGGAGCAGUAUACCAUUUGGGAUAAUAAAUAUGGAUCCCUUUAAGGGAUUGUAAUUAUUAUUAAUUUAUAGAUUUUGUUUAGACAUUUUAUAUUAAUUACUGUAAUAAUUUUUUUUCCUGUUUUCUUUUGUAAAAGGAAUGAUACAGAUUUUAUUUUGAAAGAAUGAAUAAUACUCAAUCAAAUAUUUAAAGUACAAACAUAUAUUUACAUAACUAUAAUACAUUACAGUUACUUUCAAGUAACUGUAAUUUGUUAUAGUAAUUUAAUAAUGUGUAACUUUAACAAUAAACACCUCACGUAUCCAUUGUUUGCUUAA
This is a messenger RNA of Aethina tumida (small hive beetle), 1957 nucleotides long. Its product is annotated as fidgetin-like protein 1. The record is from RefSeq and is a predicted model, not a curated record. NCBI's taxonomy places the organism in Eukaryota, Metazoa, Arthropoda, Insecta, Coleoptera, Nitidulidae. The coding region runs from base 89 to 1684 and encodes 531 amino acids. Gene Ontology annotation, molecular function: ATP binding; microtubule severing ATPase activity; ATP hydrolysis activity. The transcript is spliced from 6 exons.